GUGUCUCCUGGCCUGUGAGGCCUUUUGCCCCCAGGCGUAAAAGCGAAGCGAGAGCUUCCUGGGGGAGGCCCCCACUCCACCGCUAACCAGGGACUGGGUGUUUCUGCACAGGUUCAGGCCCAAAGUGUGAGUUGCCAUAAGCAAACAGCCGGGGUGACCAGCGCGUCCCGGUUUGCCCGGGAUGUUCCCGGUUUUAUCUCUGAAGCGUCCCAGACGUCCUGCCCUCUGAUGUGACCCCGUUUUAAUUUCCCUGCCCAUUUCCUCCCAGAGCAAAUCUGGGAGGCUGGAGGAGGCCUCCUGAUCUUCCCCACUGACUUGUUUAUAUUAGGUUGAAGGUGCCCGCCACGCCACGUCUACAGCCAGCCCCAGGCAGGCCAGACCCAGACAUGCCAGUCCUCCUACGGUAAAAACUUCAAUGGGAGCUUUCCUCCCUGAAGAUGCAAACAAUACAGCACUCGGAACAGACACUAAAAACGGCUCUCAUCUCAAAGUCCCCAGGGCUUGUGUUGCAGUAUGAGAACUUAGAUGCUGGGGAACGGCGUUUGAUGAAUGAGGCCUUCCAGCCAACCAGUGAUCUCUUUGGACCUAUCACUUUGCAUUCGAAAUCAGAUUGGAUCACCUCGCAUCCUGAGUCUCCCCAAGAUUUUGAACAGUUUUUCAAUGAUCCUUACAGAAAGAAACCCUCUCCUGAGAAAUGCAUUAUUUAUAUACAGUCCAUUGGAUUUCUAGGGAACACUAGAAUUAUCAGUGACGAAUAUGUCAGAUGGCUCAUGGGCUACUGUGAAGCAUUUUUCUAUGGCUUGACAGUAAAACUCCUAGAACCGGUUCCCGUUUCUGCAACAAAGUGUUCCUUUAGAGUCAAUGAUAACACACAAAACCUCCAAAUUCAUGCAGGGGACAUCCUGAAGUUCUUAAAAAAGAAGAAACCUAGAAAUGCCUUCUGUGUUGUGGGGAUAACGAUGAUUGAUCUUUAUCCAAGAGACUCCUGGAAUUUUGUCUUUGGACAAGCUUCUUUGACAGAUGGUGUGGGGAUAUUCAGCUUUGCCAGGUAUGGCAGUGAUUUUUAUAGUGCAAACUAUAAAGGCAAAGUGAAGAAGCUGCAGAAAACAUCUUCAAGUGACUAUUCAGUCUUUGAUAACUAUUAUAUUCCUGAAAUCACUAGUAUUUUGCUGCUUCGAUCCUGUAAGACUUUAAGCCAUGAGCUUGGGCACAUUUUUGGACUGCGACACUGCCAGUGGCUCUCAUGCCUCAUGCAAGGCUCCAACCACUUGGAAGAAGCUGACCGCCGCCCUCUGAACCUUUGCCCCAUCUGUUUACGCAAGUUGCAGUGUGCUCUUGGCUUCAGCAUUGUAGAAAGAUACAAAGUGUUGGUGAGGUGGAUUGAUGAUGAAUCUGCUGACAUACCUGGAGAAAGUCUGGAACAUAGUCGUGAGGAUAAUGUGCAUUUGCCAAAACCUGUGGAAGCCUUUAAGGAAUGGAGAGAGUGGAUAAUAAAAUGCCUUGCUGUUCUCCAAAAAUAAGGACCUUCAAAUAGGAGUAAUUAAAAUAAAAUGCUUGUACAUUAUGCUUUCAUGUGGGUGGAGUACUUCAUCGGAAUAAACUGUUUACUGAUUGUGUACUAUGUCAAAGUAACAGAAUAGAACCUUUUUUAAAGCACCUAAACUUUGAAAUGAGGCUCAUUUUGAAUAAUAAACCCUAUAUAAACUCUA
This is a messenger RNA of Choloepus didactylus (southern two-toed sloth), 1709 nucleotides long. RefSeq names its product archaelysin family metallopeptidase 2 (gene AMZ2). The transcript is spliced from 7 exons. The record is from RefSeq and is a predicted model, not a curated record. The coding region runs from base 438 to 1520 and encodes 360 amino acids. Gene Ontology annotation, molecular function: metallopeptidase activity. Gene Ontology annotation, biological process: proteolysis. Lineage: Eukaryota; Metazoa; Chordata; Mammalia; Pilosa; Megalonychidae.